This is a messenger RNA of Zophobas morio, 2811 nucleotides long. Its product is annotated as IQ and ubiquitin-like domain-containing protein. Gene Ontology annotation, cellular component: motile cilium; acrosomal vesicle. Gene Ontology annotation, biological process: cilium assembly. Gene Ontology annotation, molecular function: protein binding. The transcript has a single exon. The coding region runs from base 662 to 2782 and encodes 706 amino acids. The record is from RefSeq and is a predicted model, not a curated record. Lineage: Eukaryota; Metazoa; Arthropoda; Insecta; Coleoptera; Tenebrionidae.
GUGUACAAUAUAAAGUGUGAUUAUGCUGUUCUUGCCAGACAUGUGACGGUGUCGAAUUUAAUACAAAUUAAUUGUUUCGGUAUUUUCGCUGUAUAACUACGUGCGCACGUACAAAAUUAACGAUGCUUGACGGAAGAGAAUUUACAAUUAAAAUUUCCUAUGAUUGAAUUGACAAAAUUAUUUUUUUCAAUGUGCAACCUUUAACGUCUGAUGACGUAACGCAAUUAUAUACAAAUUGUAACACUAGCGAAAGAACUUUGGACAAAGCAUGCGAUUGCCUUUUACUGAGAUAUGUACGACAAUUGCGAAUUAAUGUGUUUAUGUUUGUUAUCGUUUCAGUAAAAGACCCCCCUAAAUAAAAAUAUUGCAUAAUCCUGCCAUUUUGCAAUGUUCGAUAUAUCGGCCACGUCGUUCUUAUCAUUAAAACAACUUGUAAAAACCGGAAAAAAUAAUCAAUGAUUGUGUGUUAUUAACGAGCUCGUUAAGGAAUAAACCCGGAUUCUUAGUUUCCAAUAACGCAAAUUCCACCAGGCACGCACUCCUCGCCCGAUUUCUCGUCUUCGAUCCAUUGUCGGUACCAACCUGUGCACUGAUUUAUGCCUCGAUCAAUAAUUUCAUUGCUGGGCUACAAAACGUCAGAGCCGUCAGUCGGACAAGGGACAUGGAGCCAGCAGAAUCUCCCGGUUCCGGGGACUGGAAGCACCCGAAAUGGGCCGCCUCGAAACCCGACGAAGAGUCAUCUUCGAGCGGCUACACGUACCAAUCGCUAGAACUGGACGACACCAUCUCCGAAGAAAAGGAGCAGUUCAUGACCGUGAAGAUCACCAUCAGCGAAGACAAAGUCUUUACGCAUUCGUACAACGAAAACAUCGAAGUGAGCGAUUUGAAACACUCUUUGGUCGAAGUUUUCAACAUACCUUCCGACCACAUGAUCCUCCGCAUGGAGAAAGACGUGUUGACUGACGACAUGGUUUUGAAAGAUCUCGGAGCGGAGAAGUGCGGGGUGCUGGAGUUCGUGUUGACUUCUACGAAUCCGGACGACGUCCUUUCCGUGGACCAAGCGUACAGGAGUUUUUAUGUAGUACCGGACAUUUUGACUGUUCGAGUGCAGACGUCGGACGAAGGAAUUAAAGACGUGGUGGUCGAAGUGGUGAACAAAGCUAUAACUAAGCCUUUUUUGGGCGGCUACUUCGACAAGUGCUCGGGGUUGGAGUACCAUCACGGGUACACGCAGACGCCGCCUCCGAAACCCAAAGUCCCUCCGGAAAUGAAAAGUCAUAGAGAUACGCAGACUUACGACAUGAGAAACCGGAAGAUAGAUUUGCCGUAUGCUCAGGCGACGCAGAUGGCCAGGCAAGAUUUGUAUAUACCGAGCGUUGGGGAUAAGAUAUUGACAGCUGGACCGUACGAAACGGCCGAAGAAAGGGAAAAGAGGCUGGAUAUAGAGGGGAAAGUGCGGACCAUUCAGCGCUACUUCAGGGCUUGGCUGACUAAAAAAAGGUUGAAGAUGUAUCACGAAGAGUAUCAGAAGAGGUUGCGCUUGAUGCUCGAAAGAGAAGCUGAAGAGAAGAGAGAAGACAUGGAGCGAAAGAAGAAGGAUUUGAUCAGUCGCGUUUUCCCCAGGACGGCGGCCGACUUCUCCAUGUUGUACGCCAUGACAGAACGUUGGAAGAAAGCGGAAAUUAAAAGAAUCAUAGAGAUGCACUGCGGUCCUGCUCGAAUCGCCGAAUUCUACCUUCUCUUAGAGAAAGAAAUCGAGAUCUUGCGGUCAAUCGAAGCCUUGAGAAUCAAGCUGAAGAACGACAGGAAGAUACAGCGCGAAAUCGACUUCUUCAAAACAAUCGGAGACCCCUGGACUUUCAAGUCCAGCUACAAAAACAUCCCGGUGGAAGUGGACACUCUCGAAACGCAGAAAGGACGAACGUUCCGUGACUUGUACCAAGCGGUCUGCGACAUGUCUCUGGACCCUUCGAACAGGAUGUUGGUUCUUCUGGAGCUACGACGCGGGUUCGAAACGCACACCUGCGCGGUGUCGAACGAAGUCAUAGAGCUCAUAGACCGAGCUUGCGAACUCCUGGCCAGGGGGUUUACGGCGGGACAGUUCGAGUCGUUGCAGAAGAGGAUCGAAGCGUUGCUGCUGCACCACUUCGAACUACCCGAGUGUAACGAGGGAGUGACGAACCGCUAUAACCGACUUUCUGAAAAGUCGAUGACACAGAAUCUCUUCUAUUGCGAAGGUUGCCACAAACUCAAACCGAUCGAAUCGUACAACGUCGGUAUUAAGACCAGGGCUCCUAAAAUUUGCGCCACUUGUAAAUUCAUCGACCGCUCGAAGGAGCCCUGGAUCGAUAUUUCUCCGUAUCGGUUCAUUCUUCGGCAGAUUAGAAAAACCGAGCGGCUGCUGCAUGCUCCUUCGUCCAUCGCGUUUAUUAUCCAAGACAAAGAUAUUUAUCAUAUAGUCACGCACAUCUGGCACGGUCACUCUGCUUUAUCUGAGUGCGAUAAUGUGUAUCAGCUGCGUCUGCCUAGGUGGGAUAAAACGAAGGAUUGGGCUCCGUGGAACUGCAUCCUUCUUACUCUAGAGGAAGCUAAAUCUCAUCUGAGAAUAGAACGGCUGGAGGACGUUUACGACGAGAACCUCCUCAGCCAGGUGUUUAACAAACACGCACUGGCGAAGAAAUAUUUCGCCCAGAGUUUCGACAUAGAGAAGUGCGUCAAGGAAACGUACGUCGACGACGAGUAUGUCAAUUUGUACGAAGAACAAAAGAAACUGUGUCCUUAGUCCAAGUAGCAAUAAAGCAAUCGAUCAAA